UUUAUCUCAUAAGUCUUAAAAAUGAGCUUAGAGAAGCAUAUUUUAAAUAUUCUUAACGACAGCCCUGAAGGGCUCUCGGAUGAAGUACUUUCAAAGAAGUUGAAAAAGGUCAAGGAUGAAGACCGUUUGACUGCAAUUAAUGCAUUACUUUCUACAUGUAGAAUAGAGGUCACUGAGAAUGCAGAUAAAGAUAUCGUUUAUAAAUAUAUCAGCGAGGAGGAAGCUCAGAAAUUAAGAGAGCUAUCACCUGAAGAGGCGAUGAUAUAUAAGUUCAUUGAUGAAUCUGGCAAUAAAGGUCUUUGGAUCACUGAUAUUAAGAAGAAAGCAGGUCCACUUUCUUCUAAUGCGAGUCAGAUCGUCAAAAAGCUUGAGAAGAAAGGAUUUAUUAAGGGCGUUAAGACUAUUAAGGCUAAAAAUAGGAAGGUCUGGAUGCUUAUGAGUGUCGAGCCAAGUCCAGAAGUCACUGGUGGGAUCCUAGCUGAUGAUGUCUUUGAUCUUGAAUUGAUGGAUCUCAUUGGUCAGAAAUUAGUUGAUUAUAUUAGGUCUCAGGGAAGAGCUGACAGAAAGCAAGUAAGCAUCUAUAUAAGGUCUCAAAAGUUUGGUCAUAUGUCAACCGGCGAUAUGAUGGGAACUCCUAAAAUAGAUUUCUCAGAUGAAGAUAUUUUUAGAAUUCUUGAAACAAAGGUUUAUGAUGGAAAAAUUGAAGCUGUUGAUGAUGAAAAUAACAGAGAUUAUAUUCCUUCUGAAGCUGGCUCUGUGAUUCCCAAUAAGACUUACAUCGCAACAAGUUGGUAUGUUCCAAAGAUGAUUUAUACUCAGUUAGCAAAAUACUAAGAAUUAUCGCAACCAAUAUUUCAACCU
Molecule: messenger RNA, 861 nt
Organism: Moneuplotes crassus
Lineage: Eukaryota; Ciliophora; Spirotrichea; Euplotida; Euplotidae
Source: the annotation of a GenBank genome assembly